AUGGCUUCUCGAUUCUUUCCCUCACGCAGAACUGGCCUAGCCCUCGCUGCAGGAUGUAUUUUGUUUUCUGCACUAGCAGCAGCUCAUAGUGUUCCCGGAGAUCUCUCCGUUGCCCAGAUCGAAGAACAGCUACAGAGCUGUCCACUGGUCGAGUCCCUCAAUGAGCACAAACGCGCCACCAAGCCGGAGACUACUAGCUUGACAGCUAAGAUCUUCGCCGUUCUCUUCCCAAGCAGUCCCGCCAUCAACGCGCUUUUGGCAACAUUGUAUAUUUCCGGUCCUCCAAACUUCCUUCUGGCACUAUGCCCACCCAACAUCGACCCCUCCUCACUCUCAGUGAUGGUCGCCUUCGCCGUCGGUGGCUUGCUCGGUGACACCCUCUUCCACCUCCUCCCCGAGAUCUUCGUCGGCGAAGACUCACCCGAUAGCGUGAGCUUUGUGAUGGUCGAGCCGAACAAGAACCUGCUCCUCGGCCUUGGCAUCAUGGUCGGCUUCUUCACCUUCGUCGCAAUGGACAAGAUCCUGCGCAUCGCAACAGGCGGCGAAGGCGGCCACGACCACUCUCACCAUGCGCACGCCGAGUCCAUUGCUGCAGUCACAUCUGGAGCGGAGACGAAGAAGUCCGGCGAGCUCAAGCAACGCAAGUCUUCCAAGGAACCGUCGACUGCUGUCGCUGUGGAAGAGAAGGAAAUCAACCCCAGUGUCAAGCUCGGCGGAUACCUCAAUCUGAUUGCAGACUUUACUCACAACAUCACCGAUGGUCUUGCGCUAUCUUCGUCAUUCUAUGCUUCGCCCACCAUCGGUGCAACCACCACAGUGGCUGUAUUCUUCCAUGAAAUCCCCCACGAGGUUGGUGACUUUGCUCUGCUGAUUCAGUCGGGCUUCUCGAAGCGUAAGGCUAUGGGUGCCCAGUUUGUCACUGCCAUCGGUGCGUUCUUGGGAACUAUCAUUGGUAUUGCUGUCCAGGAGCUUGGCGGCAACGGUACGAUGUUGGAUGACACUGAGCCUGCCGGACUCAUGGGAACUAGCCUGACCUGGGGAGACAUGCUCCUGCCAUUCACAGCAGGCACCUUCCUAUAUGUUGGCACUGUUGCUGUGAUUCCCGAAUUGCUCGAGACCGGCAAGAACAAGGGCGAAGAGAUUCGCAAGACCAUCACACAGUUCUUGGCUGUCGCCCUUGGUGCUGGAAUCAUGCUUGCGAUUUCUUGGCACUAA
Messenger RNA from Penicillium brevicompactum, 1215 nucleotides. RefSeq names its product Zn(2+) transporter YKE4. Gene Ontology annotation, molecular function: zinc ion transmembrane transporter activity. Bases 1 to 1215 code for a protein of 404 amino acids. The transcript has 4 exons. Gene Ontology annotation, cellular component: membrane. The record is from RefSeq and is a predicted model, not a curated record. Gene Ontology annotation, biological process: zinc ion transmembrane transport; intracellular zinc ion homeostasis. Lineage: Eukaryota; Fungi; Ascomycota; Eurotiomycetes; Eurotiales; Aspergillaceae.